Messenger RNA from Mercenaria mercenaria, 1815 nucleotides. RefSeq names its product E3 ubiquitin-protein ligase TRIM34-like. The coding region runs from base 121 to 1758 and encodes 545 amino acids. The record is from RefSeq and is a predicted model, not a curated record. The transcript has 11 exons. NCBI's taxonomy places the organism in Eukaryota, Metazoa, Mollusca, Bivalvia, Venerida, Veneridae. Gene Ontology annotation, molecular function: zinc ion binding.
AGAACGACAACUGCAGAAUGCAAUUCGCUUCAGUCGGACAAGAGUUGUAUGUAGUUUCAUGAUAAGACAUGUACAAGAUCGAUAUGUUUUAAAACCUGGAUAACCAUUAAAGUCUGGACAAUGGCUACAACUGAAGAAUUGGAAGAAGAGCUGUACUGCCCUAUAUGUGCUGACGUAUUUGAUGAUCCUUUAAUGUUACCCUGCACACAUUCAUUCUGUGGAAAAUGUCUAAAGGAGCGCAUCACAAAAGGAAACGUGACACGAAAGUCGACGUCAGUAAUAUUUGACUGCCCAGUUUGCCGCAAAGAAGUGAAACUUGACGAAAGCGGCCUUGACACGUUACCUAGAAACCGUCUACUGAAGAAGAUGGUGGACUUGUUUCGUACUCAGGCAGUGUCGAACAAACAACUGCUCCGCACAUCCCAGAACUUUACAGAAAUUUGUGAAGACCACGAGAAGGAACUUGGUGCAUUCUGCAGUGUAUGUUGGGAAGUUGUUUGUAUCGACUGUGUUAUCGGUGACCACCGAGGACAUCCGAUCGAAUCUGUGGACGAUGUUUACAACAAGCAACGGAGGUCCUUGGAGAGAAAGAAAGAAGAACUUGAAGAAGAAAGAAAAAUUCUAUGUAAUUCUAGAGAAGAUGAAUUCAAGUACAUGGAGCAACUUAAGGACCUUUGCAAAAAGAAGAUUGAAUCGAUAGAAGUCCAGUUCGAUGAAUAUAUCUGUCUUAUCCAACAAAGUAAAGACUCGAUACUGGCUGAGAUAGCGGCACGACAAAGGAAGGAGUUGAACAAGAUACAGCAAGUCAUUGAUACUAUAGACAGCAAGGAAGACGAGUUGAAAGUGGUGCUAAAAGAACUGACAGAGAUCAUGAAGCGUGAUAAACUAAAAUUAUUGAAAGAGUCCUCAAGGUUCAAGGAUAAGAAGGCAAAAUGUGUGAGCACUUCAAGGUCGUCCUCAGGUAGCGAAUCUUCGUUAUCAGCCACCUGUGACACCUUACGCAGCCCAAGGACUCGCUGUUUUCUAGACUGUACCUUGCAACUAGAUGGUGCUGCGCUCGAAUCUGCAAUAAACAGCGCUCAUCUGAUAUGGGAAGCAGACUCUGAUGCAUACUCACCGAAACACUUGUCAGACAAGUUCACACAAUUGUACGAGAAAGAAUGGAAGAAUGCUUACCUCGAAUCCAGCUCAAAAAACAAAGACGAAGUUGUCAUACAACUGUUUAAUAUUCUUACGGAUUCUUACAGACAUGCGGAGUUAUGCUCGGAGACCCAUCUAGAGAGUUUAACGUACCAUAUGCUACAGCCGGAUAUAGACGUGCAAGUUGGGGAAUUCAACAUUCAUGGUUUUAAUAAUGUUGAGUCGGAAGCAGCAGAGUCCACAUCAUUUUGCAGUAUUAAAGAAGGUAUAAGGAAACUAAGAGCUAAACACGCCCCUGACUUCAUGGAGGAUAUAAGUUACAUGAUUCAACAAGACUUACCUCCUCUCUCAGUUCCGUCGUCAAGCGGGAGCCACCGGCAGCUGUCUGUAUAUGCCAACAAAUGUUUCGAGCUUUCAUUUGCAAUUAGACUGCAAGAUCCACCUUUUCACGUUGAGAUCAAAAAGACAGAAAAGAAUGACAUCAAUGAACUUGAUAAAGACGCUUAUAAAUUUGUAAAGAGAAGAGGACGCAAAACAAAAACAAUUGCCUGGCCUCCGCUGUACUUGUAUAAAGGCGGACCGCUGUUGGCGAAGGGUACUGUGUUUAUACCCGGAUAAGAUAAUAUUUGGUUUGUUUACAAUAUACAGAAAGAAAUGAAGAGAAUUGAAAUUUCA